GCGAAAGCGUCGCACCAGAAAAUCGUCCGCGAUGAAAAUCAUGUCUUCAGAACGGGAGCCGCUCUUAAACGGCCAAGUGAUGAAUUGUCCGAAGAACUGUCUUCAUCACUUGCUAGCCCAGGCUGAAGGAGAUGGUUCUGUUGGGGAGAGCAGCAGCGCCCCCCGACAGAGGCACCCGUCACUGCAGGACCAGAUGAACAAGGUCCUGACACCAGUGGAGAAGUUCCCCCUCCUGCCCUCCAUCUCCCCCAUGCCCACCCACAGUUCAAGGGUUAAACAGCUGCAUGUGGAUGAAGACGACUAUCAAGCCCACAGGAAUGUCCAUCUUCACGUGCAUCAUCCCCUCAAGACCCACAUCCACCGUCGAUACUCCUCCCCUUCCAUCAGUAAGGACCUCUCUCAAAAGGGGCUCUCCUUACCCGAGGACACAGACGUCCCCAAGCCGGGAAAAGGAUCCAAACGGCAUCGCAAGGACAAACCUAAGGAUGCCAAGAAGCCUCGCGAUGUCGAAAAGGUAGCGAUUGAUGUCGAAGAUCGAUCUGAAGAUGAUAAAGUGGAGAAGGAAGAGAAAGCGGAGACGUCUGAUUCAACGAAGGCUUCGCUCGUCAGGACGGAUUCGUACGAAGCAGCGGUAAGAGGAUUUACCGACCUUGGAGCGACAGAUGCAAGUGACGAGAGCCUAACAAGCAAGCUCUGCAAGGAACCAUCCAACGCUUCCAUCAAAGCACUGUCCAAGACGUCUUCCAAGGAAUCUACUCAAGACACAGCAAGUGAUGAGGUUUUGGGAAGUAAUGCUCUUCAAGAAAAGACCCAUGGAGAGUCUGUUGAAGAGCCUGAGACUGUGACAAGUGCCACAACUGAAGCAAGGGCAUCGCCUGAGCCAAGUUCGUCCAAAGGAUCUGAAACAAGUUUGGAAAGCGCCAAGGCUGCUCUAGCGAAAGUGUUAGCCCGAAAGGAUUCUGCGAUGGAAAGUAAGUCAGAUGCUGACGAAACCGUACGACCAUCACCGAGUCAGGUCGCUCUGUUAAGGGGUGACAUCAGCAGGGAGAAUUCCUCGAAAGAAUUGAAGAGCAUCCUUAAGAACGCGUCGUCAUUUAAGACACGCGAAGACUCACAGAAGUCGUUGGUGGAUGGCGCUGAUGCGGUGGCGGCUGGAGACACCGGAGACGUGGAUGUUACAGCCUCACAGAAGAAAGCAACGUUUAUAAUUGGAGGAGAUGUGGAGGAGGAGGAUCAUGAAGAAACUGUGUUUAACCUGGUGACAACAGCAGAAGAUGAUGCUAAGAAUGCAGAAGCUGAUGACAGACUCAAUGAGAUGCCGCACUUCCGCGAGGGUGACAAGGAUGCCUACAAGAGGAAAAGCCAUAGACACCAUCAUGGCCAUCACCAUAGCCAUCACCAUGGGCAUCACCAUCAUCAUCACCAUCACCACAAGAAGGUUCCCACGCCCAUGGACAGACUGCGUAUCGGCAGCAUGACCAAGACGGAUGCCGAGAUCUAUCACAAGAUGCCCACCGAGCAAGAGGAGGCACAGAAACUACUUACGCCGGAUCUUAACGAGAUGAUCAGCCAUCGUCUUGAAGACGUCCCAGGCCGGAGGAGACACAGGAUUAAGAAACCCAACGUCAGCUCCAUGGUGUACAUCGGGAAACAGAGAAAACCUCAGAAGAAGAUAUCAGUGGAGGCCAAGAAGUCCUUGGACAGGAGUCCUCAUGAGGUGUUUGUGGAACUCGACACGCUGCACGCCACAGGUGAAGAGGGGGAGCUGGUGUGGAACGAGAGCGCUCGCUGGAUCAAGUUCGAGGAGGACGUCCAGCAGGGCGCGGAGCGGUGGGGCAAACCGCACGUGUCCUCGCUGUCCUUCCACAGUCUACUGGAGCUCAGGAAGGGGCUAGAGCAAGGCUCUGUCCUGUUGGACCUUAAUGAGACAGAGCUGCCCAACAUCAUGCACCAUGUUGUAGAGAACAUGAUCAUCACAGACCAGGUCCGACCUGAGGACAGGGGUGACAUCAUGAGGGCUUUAUUGCUCAAACACAGCCAUCUGUACCAGAAGAAACGUCACAAGGUCAUCCCGUACAACUUCUCGUCAGGAAGCCUGCUGGGUUUCCUCGGGCACCGCGAGGACAGCAUGGCGUCCACCAGUCAGUACGGUGGUAGUCCGUCCGCGACGAGUCUGGACACCAUGGAGGCAGGGUUAAAGGUCGGUAAACAGUUCACAGUUCCAGUACCAACAACUCCUACUCUGCACAAGUCCCCGACAGCUAAAUCCACCCUCAGCACCAAGAGUACACAGAUGGACAUCAAGUCUAAGGUCCCUAUCCUGAAGAAGAUCCCUGAAGACGCGGAGGCCACCACCGUACUGGUGGGAGCAGUGGACUUCCUAGAUAAACCAACCAUGGCGUUCGUUAGGCUGGCAAGGGGAGUAGAGAUCGGCACCCUGACUGCAGUCCCCCUCCCUGUCCGCUUCCUGUUCGUGUUGCUGGGACCCACCAGUGGAGCUACAGACUACAACGACAUUGGUCGCUCCAUAUCUACACUCAUGGCUAAUGAGGUCUUCCAUGAAGUGGCGUACAGAGCGGACGACCGAAGCGACCUCCUGAGGGGCAUUAACGAGUUCCUGGGGGACAGUAUCGUGCUGCCCCCUGGCGACUUCGACAGGCGACUGCUGGAGCCAAUCGCUAGGCUGCAGAGGAAACGACUGCGGAGGAGGAGACAGAAACUACAAGAUGAGGAAGGAGUUCUCAAGAAGAGUGUGUCCAAUGAGCCUGAAGACGACCCUCUGAGGAGGACGGGAGAGUGUUUCGGGGGUCUGAAGAGGGACAUUCAGAGGAGGUUCCCCUACUACGUCAGCGACUUCGUGGACGGCCUGAACUUCCAGUGCCUCAUGGCUUUCUUCUCCAUCUUCUUCACCUGUGUGACACCCGUCAUCACCUUUGGUGGUUUACUGAGCGACAAGACCCAUAACCACAUCGGAGUGUCGGAGAUGAUCAUCGCUACGGCCAUCAGUGGUGGUCUGUUCUCCCUGCUGGCAGGGCAGCCCAUCAUCAUCAUCGCAGCUACCGGACCCUUCCUGGUGUACGACCAGAGUUUAUACGAGUUUUGUGAAAGCAACGGUAUAGAGUUCAUGACGUGGCGACUGUGGAUCGGCCUGUGGAUACUGGUCAUCUGUAUCAUCACUGUCGCUUUCGAGGGGGGCGUCUUCGUCCGCUACGUCACCAGAUUCACGGAGGAAGUCUUCGCCUUCCUGAUCUCGUUCAUCUUCAUCUACGAAGUCUUCAAGUUUCUGUCUAAGGUGUAUCCCAACCUGUACGCAGAUCCGGACGGAUACGAGGCGAAGGAGACCAUCACCGCGCUUAUGUCAACCAUACUCUGCUUCGGGACGUUCUUCAUCGCAUACUUCCUUAGAAAGUUUAAGAAUAGCAAGUUCCUUAGUCGUAGGGCCAGGAGAGGUUUGGGAGACUUUGGGCUCCUGAUUUCCAUCGUGGUGAUGGUCUGCAUCGACUUCUUUUUCCAGGACGAUUAUACAGAGAAACUGGAGGUUCCUAACGGCUUCACACCCACGAACACUACGCUGAGAGGCUGGAUCAUUAAUCCCAUGGGGAAGGACAAGACAAUCCAGGUCUGGGCCAUCUUUGCUGCCGUCAUCCCUGCAUUCCUCGUGUACAUCCUCCUCUUCAUAGAGAUACAGAUCACAGAGAUGAUCAUCAACAAGAAAGAAAACAACCUUAAGAAGGGAUCUGGUUACCACCUGGACCUGUUGUUGAUCUGUGGUACCGUGGCUAUCAGUGGGUUCUUCGGACUCCCGUGGAUGUGCGCGGCGACUGUUAGGUCCGUGUCGCACUUCGAGAGCUUGACGGUGUACAGUGAGACUCACGCGCCCGGUGAGAAACCCAAACUGCUGUCAGUGAAAGAACAGAGACUUACCAACCUUCUGGUGCAUAUCAUGAUGGGAAUAACAGUGACUCUCCAGCCUGUCCUGCGUAGAAUCCCGCUGGCCGUGCUGUUCGGAGUGUUCCUGUACCUGGGGAUCACGUCCCUCGCUGCUACACAGAUCUUUGAGAGGAUCGGCCUCAUGUUCAUGCCUCCUAAACACUACCCCAGCAGUGUGCGCUAUAUCAGAAAGGUGAAAACGAGGAAGAUCCACAUCUUCACAGUGAUCCAGCUGGUGUUUAUCACUCUCCUGUGGAUUGUGAAGUCGACCCAGGCCGCCCUGGCCUUCCCCUUCCUGCUGAUCCUGCUCAUUCCCUUCAGGAACCAUGUCAUGAAUAAGUUCUACACUGAGACAGAGAUGGAGGCACUGGAUGCUGAGAGUGAUGGAGAGGAUGAUGAUGAAGACGUGGAUGCAUAUGACACUGCACGUCUGCCAUUCUAAACAACCAAUCACAACCCUGGAUCUUCUCCUUCCAACCAAUCAUAAGUAAGAAUACCAACUGCAUAUGACUGUGUUUGUGCACCCUAAAGAAACCAAUCACAAGCCUAGAUUUUCCAAUGUCAGCCAAUCAUAUGUCAGAGCACCAACUGCAGGUUUUUAACACCAUGUUCUAAACAGCCAAUCACAAGCCUGGAUAUUCUAGCCAAUCAUAUGCAAGAACACCAAAUGCAGCUUCUUUGUGAUUGGUUGAUAGUAGUCUUUAGUUUAUUUGUGUUUGAGACAGUUUGAGAUGCAUUGUUUUAUCAAUUUGAAAUUGAAUUUUGCUCAUGAGAAAUAAGAAUAUAUCUAAAUAUAUGCAAGUAAAAGUGUUCUGAGAAUGCAUUUUGUAAAUAAAAUUCCCCAUAGCAAUUUGAUGACGCCUACAUUGUACAUUUGUAGCUAAAAAAAGUUGAAUAUGUCAUUAGGAAAUUAAGAACUGAAAGAUAUUCUUAGCUAAAAAAAACUCCUUGCUUAGAUGUGUUUUAUGAAAUUCAACACACGAUUGUACAAUGUACAUUUUUUCCCACCAAAGCAAUUUAAUGCAGCCAAUCUUCAUUUGAAAAGAAUUUAAAAGAAAAGUUUCUAAUAGUAUGUGAAGUUAUAAUUAGUAUACAACUUUGCCAUGUAUGACAAUGUGCAUCAUUUACACAAGGAAAAAAUAGAAGAUUCUAGCAAAACAUUUGGUGCACUGACUAAAACACAAUGACAUAGAAUUUAAUUAUAUAUCCAUGUACAUGUAAUAGAUAUUUUUAUCGUGCAAUUGGAACGAAAAUUUACCAAUGAGUAUUGUGCCAUAUAUGCACAAAUGUUAAUGUUGCAGUGGCCAAUAGUUAGUAUAUAGACAGGAUAAACUGAAAAUUGAAGACUGGAUUUUCAAGAAUUAACUGACAGUGUGUGUAAAAUGUAACACUCAGGGUUUCUGAGCAUUGUUACUCGUUUUAGGAAACAGAAGUUUCAUGUGACUGAUUAAAUAGUUGAAUCUUAGGGAGCUACAGAUUCUGAAAUACAUAUAUUAGUUAGGUCAUACUGUAAAAGCCAGGAUUUUGAAGAAUAAUGUGUGUAUAAUGUAACGUUCAGGGUUUCAGAGCAGUGUUGUUGGUUUUAGUAAAAAGAGAUUUCAUGUAUUACUAACUGAUUGAAUUGUUAAAGCUAGUAGCUCCGAAAAUGUCCUUUAGUUAGACCAUACUGAUAUGAUUAUAUAAAUGACAUCCUUUGGGUAUUCUGAAACAAAUGCGAGUGUGAAAAGAAAAGUCUGAGGGAAAAAGAAAUACCAUCAGUAUGAAAUGUUGAGAGCAAAUUGCCGAGUAUACCAAACGAUAAAUUGUUUUUUUUUUUUUUAUCUUUCACAUCUUCUUUGACUUUGGUAUUCUAGAACUCUCAUAUUUUAGCCAUUUUCAGAUUUGGGGGACAAUUUUGGUCAUUUGCAGCUUUUUAGUAUAAUUUACAUUUAUAUGGUUGCAAACUUUGCGGGUGGGGGCAAAAAUUGACACCAAUAUAUAUAAUAUGCAGAUGUCAUCCAUAUAAUCAAGUACUAGUAGAUAAUAAGAAAAUGACUACAAGUCAGACUUCUAGUAUUUGUAUCACGUAACCACAGAAUAUGCCAGAUAAUAAAUUUUGAAAACUAGACAUUCCAAGAUUAUCAAGAAAGAGAUUAGAUUGCUUAAAUUUUUUUAUACAUUUUGUAUAUCCUGUACUCUACAAGAGCCAUAUACUAAAUUUAAACCAAAUUAAACAAGGAAACAACUAGGGGGGUUGCAGUUUAUGCAUAAUAUGAAUAUAUAAUACACAGUGUAGGGAGCUCCAUAGCCCUACUUAGUAUAUAUGUACAUGUAGUAAAGGUUAAGAUACUGCCAUACCCUUAAGUGUAUGGAACUCUUAGUAGGUUUUCAGUCCACUAGGGAAGUACAUGACAGUAUAUUGUUAGUAACACGUUUAGCAUGUGAAAAACUCCACCAAACUUUUACUAGCUUCUGCAAAUCGCAAAACUUUUGCAGUGGUUUCUUUUACACCCAUUAAGAACAGAAUGGGGGGGGGGGACCUAAAGACAUUAGAUAGAACUCUGGACACCAAAAUUGAUUAUUACAGAUUAUUAAAAAAGAACAUUGCAAUGUGGAAACAACAAUAGACCUAUAUCAUAGCCCUGCCCACCUAUGUCAAAAACAAAUAUGCAAAUUUUAAAUUGUUGGACAUGUAGCCAGCCUCUCAUUGGUCAAUCCAAUAAUUGCGAGUCUCUUAUUGGUUGAACUGCUAAUUGUGAUGGACAGAUGGUGUAGUCUGUGUUUUUGUAUGCAGAACUGUAACUUUGAUGUUUAUACAAUAAUACAGAAAAAUGUUUAAUCCAGAAGAAAAGGAAGUGAUGUGCACUUGGCUAGAAUGCUGCUAUAUGUGAAAUGAAGAAGAAAUUAAAUGAAUGUUGUACCCUUUGACUAGGGCUGUCUCCAGGACCUGUCUAUCUGUCCCUUGACAAAAAAUCUUGUUUUAUAGAGAAAAAAUUGUUUCUGAAAAAGAUUUAAUGACAGAAAAACAUUUUUUUUGUAACCCUAAAAUUACAGAUCGACAAACAGAAACAAAUUACAUGCAUGGGCUUCCAAAUUCCAAUUAAAUCAAAUUUUGCAUUUUCCCUUACUAUACCCCAACUGUUAAUAAUGGUUGGUGCCUUAAGCCUACAAUAUGGAAUUUUUAAGCUGGAGACAGUCCUGAUUGGAACAGAGAAUUUAUAGAGAAUAUACUGUUUGAUCAAAGCCACACGUACUUGUAGUACUCAGUCUUUUAGAUGUACAUAAUGUGUUAACCAGAUUGAUUGUAAUUGUUAUAAAAUGUCUAAUUGUGCCUACAAUGCCCUACAUGUAUAUAUGAGAUAUGCGCAAAUCUCCGGAUGAAAUGGCCAGUGACAGUCUUGGUAAAGAAGCCAUAAUUGCUUUCUGUCAUUAAGCUAGUAGAACAUGUUAACUGUUGUCUUACGUACUUAAAUAUCACCUUUAUGGAACAGAACUAUUGUAACUUCUGUUCCUGGUCUUUGAUAUACAGUGAAAUCUGUACAAGUGACAACCUCUGCAUAAGGACCACAUGGUUAUGGAUACAUAUGAAUGAAUACAGUCAAACCUGUACAUAAGGACCACCUGACCAUUGAUAUACAGUCAAACCUGUACAACACCUCUACAUAAGAGCCACCAUACAUCUACAGUCAAACCUGUACAAGUGACCAACUCUACAUGUAUUUUGGUGGUUCCAAUUUGCAUUGACACAAGCAUUACUAAUCCUGUCUAUAGUGACCACCUGUCCAAAUAGACCAGAUUUUGAAUGGUCCCCUGAGUGGUCUUCUUAGGCAAUUUUGACUGCAUGUUCUUGGAAUUACUUGGGAAACUUUGUUAAAAAAAGAUGAGCAAUUGAAGAAGUAAUAAGUUUAUUGUGAUUAUGUCAAUCAAUACUCUACCAAGUAUUGUAUUGGUCACUUUGUAUUGAAUGCUGUUUUGGACAUGUGUGUAAUUCAUAUCAUUAUUUAUAUGUAUAAUCUUUGAAUACGUCGCUAGUGCUCUGCAAAGCAGUGUGCCAUAGUUGCUUUAGCGCAAGCAAAUUUCAAGAUCUUUUUCUCUCUGCAUCUUUUGAAUGAAAAAAACAGCACACUUGUUUUAACAUUUUUACAUCAAAAUAUGAAUGUAUUAUUUGUCGUUUGUGAUGUUUUUGUGAGAGUGGAAUGUAAAUUGUGCCCUGUGGUACUGAUAUAUGUACAUGCUUUGAUUCUUGGCUGCAUGGAAAAGAAUAACCCGCAGCCGUAGUGCCAAGUUUCACCUAUUUUUGUAUCGCACCAUCAGCCAAAAAUAAAGCAGUGCUUUGAGUAA
Messenger RNA from Branchiostoma floridae (Florida lancelet), 8250 nucleotides. Its product is annotated as band 3 anion transport protein-like. Gene Ontology annotation, molecular function: solute:inorganic anion antiporter activity; monoatomic anion transmembrane transporter activity. The record is from RefSeq and is a predicted model, not a curated record. Lineage: Eukaryota; Metazoa; Chordata; Leptocardii; Amphioxiformes; Branchiostomatidae. The transcript is spliced from 23 exons. Bases 32 to 4372 code for a protein of 1446 amino acids. Gene Ontology annotation, biological process: transmembrane transport; regulation of intracellular pH; bicarbonate transport. Gene Ontology annotation, cellular component: plasma membrane.